UCAGACUGUGGGGAGUGGACUGGGGACUGGCUUACUCCAUGAGAUCUGCCCCUCCACGCAGCUCUGUCCGUCCAGAAUAGACGGCUUUAGUUGAGAAUGAGGCCCAUGUUUCUGAUCUGUAGCUAGUGAGGGAGAUGAAGUUGGUUUCAAGCAUGGCUCAGCUCCUCAGAGUGGGUCUGCUGCUGCUGCUGCUGCUGGCAGCUUCUGUCAAUCCUUUGGUGCCUGGAUGCGAUGGACAGUUCUACGAGACGAAAAUCAACCAUUUCUGCAUGGAGAUUUUCCAAAUUGAUAUGGGAAGAUUGGAUUUGGACUUGUGGUGCAGUUGGCCAGAAACCAUGCAAAUCUAUGAGGGACUUACUAACUGCACCUACCAGGUAGCCUUGAGGAUGGACUGCUUCUGGCCCAACCAGGUGGUGGACGCCUUCUUCAUGAAGAUUCACCGCAUGUACUUUCAGCACUGUGCUUUGACCGGCCGGCUCCUGCAGGAGCCACCCAUCAGCAUCCUUGUCCCCUUUAUAGGCGUUUCCGUGAUGAUCACACUGUUGAUGACUGCGGUAGUGGUGUGGAGGAGCAAACGCACACAGGGGAUGCUGUAAAGAUGACGAGGGUCCUCAGGACUUGGAGAUGGAUAACAUCAAGUCAGCCAUGUUGAAAAGGCAGCUUCAUAUACUGUCAGAAGAAUUUGCAUAUCACAAGAACCACCUUUAUUGAAUUUAAACUACAUCAGAUUCAACAACUGAGAGUAUGUCAAAUUAAGUGCAAGACGCUUAAAGCUAAAAGAUAUAAGUAUAUAAAAUAAGAGUUUGAGGAAAAUGUUUAGUGUAGACAAUACAAUGCUUGUACAUAGCUAAUGAUUUUCUGAGAUGUACCAAAUGUUUCUUCUCUGGACUUGUAGUCUGUCUAGAAUAUUAGAAGGAGUAAUUUUGAAUGUUUAAGUAACUUUAUGUGUUGGACAGAUGUGGUAGGUGCUCCCGCCACCCUGACUGAGAAGCAACUCAGCUGAUCAUGUUAGGAUGCUUUACUGUUGGUACACUCACCUAUUCUUCACUGGACAAAUUAUUUUUUACGUUCCUCAGACAAUCAAAAGGACAAAUACUAAUAAACAUAAUUUUACUUUAUGCAGACUCAGGCUGUCUAUCACCAAAGGAUCCUUUCUGCUCUAUUUGUAAUGUUCUGGUACUCAAGAUACAAAACCGGAGCUGUUUUUGUAGCACCUGAGUGUGAAAUUCCUUGCUGCUUUUAAAUGCAUUCAGUGCUGCCAACUGUGACCCUAUGCGUCAAAGACAAGAAUAAGAAAGGAAAUAUAUAUAUAUAUUUUUGAGAAAAUACAUUGAUUUUUUUUCCUGUCUGGUCAAAAGAGUGAAAAAAUAAAAAU
Molecule: messenger RNA, 1375 nt
Organism: Cyprinodon variegatus (sheepshead minnow)
Lineage: Eukaryota; Metazoa; Chordata; Actinopteri; Cyprinodontiformes; Cyprinodontidae
Product: receptor activity-modifying protein 1-like
Exons: 3
Coding region: 135-596 (153 amino acids)
Biological process (GO): intracellular protein transport; cellular response to hormone stimulus; regulation of G protein-coupled receptor signaling pathway
Cellular component (GO): signaling receptor complex; cell surface; membrane
Molecular function (GO): coreceptor activity
Source: RefSeq, a predicted model, not a curated record